CUGAGAAGAGAGUGUGAGAACUGAGAAGAAGCGACUAUGGCGAGCAAGAUGUGUCUCCGUUACUCCCUCUUUUUGAUCCUCUUCUCUCUCAUUUCAUUCCAAGGUUUUUCUAAGAAGACGGGAGACGUGUCUGAAUUGCAGAUCGGGGUUAAGUUUAAGCCAAAAACGUGUGACGUUCGGGCUCACAAAGGUGAUAGGAUCAAGGUGCAUUACAGGGGGAAACUUACUGAUGGAACUGUAUUCGAUUCGAGUUUUGAAAGGGGCGAUCCGUUUGAGUUUGAGUUAGGAAGUGGUCAAGUUAUUAAAGGUUGGGAUCAAGGUUUGCUAGGAGCGUGUGUAGGUGAGAAGCGGAAGUUAAAGAUACCCGCGAAACUUGGAUAUGGAGAACAUGGCUCUCCGCCUACUAUCCCCGGUGGUGCAACACUGAUAUUCGACACAGAGCUUAUGGCGAUAAAUGAAAAACCAGCUGGUGGAGAAGAAGAUGGAGGAGAUGAAGAAGGAGAGGGAGAUGGUGACGACGACGAGCUAUGAUUCGGUCUCCAUUCUCCAAACGGGUUUGCUUCAGAGUUCUCCAAACGAAACGAAGAUAAGGACUAUGGGAGUUUUUUUAAUUUAGUCUUUUUGGUACUUCAGUUUUGCUUUUAGGCUUAAAGAUUUGCAGAUGACUGGUAUGGCGAUAUUUCACGUUUACUUUUCAUAAUGGACUCAACUUCAGUUAUAAGCAAAGUAAUCCAAAUAGAAUUAGACUGGAAUGAAAAAGUUUGGCUAGCAAUAUCUGUAAUCUACUUAAGAGUUGAGGAUC
Messenger RNA from Capsella rubella, 802 nucleotides. RefSeq names its product peptidyl-prolyl cis-trans isomerase FKBP15-2. The transcript is spliced from 6 exons. Bases 37 to 531 code for a protein of 164 amino acids. Gene Ontology annotation, molecular function: peptidyl-prolyl cis-trans isomerase activity. Gene Ontology annotation, biological process: protein peptidyl-prolyl isomerization. NCBI's taxonomy places the organism in Eukaryota, Viridiplantae, Streptophyta, Magnoliopsida, Brassicales, Brassicaceae. The record is from RefSeq and is a predicted model, not a curated record.